Messenger RNA from Schistosoma rodhaini, 3280 nucleotides. The record is from the annotation of a GenBank genome assembly. NCBI's taxonomy places the organism in Eukaryota, Metazoa, Platyhelminthes, Trematoda, Strigeidida, Schistosomatidae.
AGCAGUUACGUAGAAGUGAAGUUGACUGAAUACGUGGAAUUUUCAGAACUGGACUGGUUCGGUAAUAUCUUUUUGUUCGUUUUCAAAUGCAUAUUUGUUACUCUAACUUCUCUCUUCUUAUCACUCGUACUAUAUCUUUGUUUUUUAUCGAAAUUAAUUAUCUGAGGCCUAAAUAAAUAGUCCUGUUGUGUUUAACCUAUAUGUCAUCAUUCAUGUUUAUUACGUGAGCCUAACUUCAUUCUUUGAUCCACAUUAGAUUAAUCGACUACGUUAGAAAGAUAUCUAUUAUUGGCACUACUAACAACUGAAGUAACCUACAUUGAAUACAUAAUUUUCAUAAACCAGUUCAUAAUAAGCCACUUGUAUUCAUACUGGUUGGGAUAUUUGUACUAUCUUACUAAUUUGUACAAACUUCAUGAAAUGUACCUUGAUCAAGUGAUACUGCCUCGAUUCACCUUUUUGUUUGUAUCAUUACUAUCAAUAUUUAGGAAACCUAGAUUAACUGUUUCGUAUCGAUCGUUUUUUAAAAUUCUCAACUCAAAAAUAAAGUGCUGCUCCGUAAAUAUUAAUUUGUUUAUUAUAUUAGUCAUACUGUUAACUCUUUCAAAAAAAUUUAAUGAGUAAUAAAAAUCAGUCAAGACAUUAGCUACACCCUAACAAUCAUGAACAACUUAGAACCUGGCACAAAUGCUCAUUUUUCCAAGUUGCCACAACAGCAGCGCAGCGAUAUGUAAUUGAUAAAAUGACUACUAAAGUUGUGGUGGUAGUAGUAGUAUAAGCGAUAAUACAAAAAGAUUAAAAUUAGAGAAUAUGAUUCUAUGAAAUAAUGUCAAGUUUCCAUCUGAGGAUAGACAAAGGAAAGUUAUUUCUGCACCCCUCCGACCUAUUAUAUCACAUAUCUACAACCAUUGUUCACUGUUAUCACCGUAUUAUCGGUUGGGGUUAAUAAUGUUAAAACUGACUACUGAGAACUGCCAUGUCGAUUCAGUUAAUCUGAUAAAAUAUUGGCUAUGAUUGACAAGGUCGAAUUUUACUGAUGAUAUUUAUCGUAAAAUAUCGAGCAAAUAGAUUUUAGAAGACAGAAGUACUAGAUGACUUAAAAAGUCUGUGGUUAUACAUGUUAAGGAAUCAAAACUAUUAUGUAUCUGUACAAAGCAUUUAACCCAAGUAGUAUGCCUGUUAGUUACUCCGUAUGAAAUAUGUUCAAUACACUGAUUACUCUAUCGUAUAAAACUAUCUAUAAUUCACCUGUUUAACUACUAAGCAAACUGGGAUCUGUUAAAAAACAAUUGUUUUUUUUAGAUUUAUAGCUUUGCAUAACGGACUGAAUUUAGUUUGAUAACAAUUGAAAAUAAGAGGUGCUGGAUAGUUGUUUCAUCCCAGCAUAGGACUCCUUAGUAGUGCACAUCCAUAGUUCUACCAGGGAUCGACCUCAGGAAUUUCAGGUCUCAGGGUGAGACAUUAAACCUUCAAACGAUGGAGUUGGAAUCCAUUAGUUUACGUCUCUAACUUCAGUCAAUUGGCGAAAUUCUGAGAUCACUAUCCAUUGACACUGGUGACAUUUGUCUCAUACUCAAUAUAAUUGAAUUUCAAUGGUUAUUACUAUUUCAUAGGACUCCAGGAAUCGGCUCUCAAAGUUAAUCCCUAGUAAGCAUAACCAACAAUAUCUUUCUGAUUGAGGUUUUUUCUUCACUGUUAGUGACCAUUAUGAUUAGUUGGUUUCCCGUUUUUGUUUUACAGAUCACAGAAACAUGUAUAAUUGUUCAAAUCUGGAAACUUUAUUUCAAAAUGAAGAAGAACUAAAAUCGAUUAUUAUCAAACUAGUUCGUUCUGGUGAUAUUUCCAAAUUAAAAAUAUUAUUUCAAUUAGUCAAUGCAAGUGACUCUUCUUGUAUGAACCAAUGGUGUUCAAGUAAACUUGCGGAGAUUAAAGAUAAUAAACAGCGUAAUUUAUUGCAUAUUGCUUGUAAAUAUGGGCAUAAAGAAAUGAUUGAGUAUCUUGUUCACAAGUUACGGUUACCAGUUACAAAAGUCGAUCAAUCUGGUAAUAAUCCUGGGCAUAUUCUACUAAUCCAUGCUCUUAAAUCAAUUAAAGCAAAUUAUAGAAAGAAACGACGAAGGAAUUCCAAAUGUACCAUAAAGAAUUAUAUUGAUUGUUGUGAAUUAUUAAAAAUUGUUUUACACAAACACUCGAAUCUUCUCACUAUAUCAAAUAAAAAAGGACUAAAAGUGAUCGAUUUAUUGCAGGAAUUAUGGAAUUAUUCAUCAAAAACGGAACGAGAAAUCGGUGAUAACAUUUUAAAAUGUAUUUUAUCCGGUGAUAACAGCUACAGUAAUACUCCGAAUAUCCACAAUAAUAAUCAUCCAGCUUCGUCGUCAUCCUCUUCAUCAUCACGCCUAUUCAAAAAAACAGAUUAUAAUGAUGAAAUGAGUUCAUUUUUAUCAGAUUCAGAUGAGGCAAACAAUUCAUCAAAUGAAUGGGAAGAUUAUUUUUCAGGUUUUUCUGAUGAACGAUACAUAUCCCAUUUGGAUAGUAUCAGAGAGGAAUUUGAACAUCGUAAGCGAACUACCAGUGUACCUCAUAAACCACCAAAAUACCAACAACCGCAAAACAAAGAAAGUAAAUACACUGAAUUCUAUGGAACAUUUGAAGCGGCUGAAGAAUUAUCAGCUGCAAGAUUGUUAAAACAGAACUCAAGGCAGCAUCUUGUCGAAAACUCUUAUGAAACUUACCUAGAGAAGUGGAAACAGUUCUUAAACUCAGAUCAAAGUACUCUUCUAAAUUAUAAUGAUAUACUGUGGCCUCCCUUCUGCACAGUUACCCAAAUAAAUUCAUCAGAAUCAACGCACAUUGAGAGUAUUUUGGAAUUCGUUCAAUAUUCUAGUCAGUCAUUACGUCAAUUACAAGUUGAUUGGCAUCCUGAUAAAUUUUCUGGACGUUUUGGAACACGUUUUAAAUCAGAGUCUGUAAAAAUAAAAGUUAUGAAACGUGUUGUAAAUAUAUCUCAACUUUUAAAUAAAGCUACUGAUUAUUUACGCAACAAAAAUGAAGCUAAAUAAUCAAGAAAAAGUCGUUUGUUGUGGUUUAAUUCAUUGCUUCAUACAUAAUUCGUUUCUCUAAGGGUAAUAUUGAAGACGAGAAUUCGGGACAAAUAGAAUAAGAAUAAUUUGACUAUAUGUAAGUUAAUUCUAAUUCAAAUAGGAUUCUGGACGAAACAGGGCCCAGAAUUCAUGAUUUUCUUAUCGUCUAUAUGCUUGGACUUUUCGUUCCAUGUGGUUCC